UUGGUUUAACAAUGCUCACUUAUUUUUUGAGGUUUUUUAAGGAUUUUGAAAUUUCAGCUUUUAGCUGAAAUUUCAGCUUUUAGCUUAGGAAAAAGGUCAUUUUUGCCUGCACCACAAUGAGGAUGUGCUCGCUGGACACUUGCCCUCCUGCCUGGCUGCAGGCGGAGGGGGGGCUUUUUAGGGUUAAAAAGGGGAAAUUUUUGCACCUUGUUCCCCAGGAUUUCCUCAUUAGAAGCCAGAGGAGUCCAGACGCCAGCAUGGUGAUGGAGGAUGGCAUCCCAGGCACCUGGCUGAAGAUGGGGCAUGUCCUGGGAGAGUAGCUGCGUCUUGCUACAUCCUGCUGCUGGAGUCCUGCACCGCUGGGAGACAAUGAGUGGAAAUGAGGACGACUGGCUGGCUCUCAAACCCCAGGAACCUUCUCCAUCCCAGUGCUGUGGCAGCGGCUGCAAACCCUGCAUCUAUGAUGUGUACGAGAAGGAGCUUGCACAAUGGGAAAGGGCCAAAGCAAAGCAAGACAAAAGCUUCCUCAUGGAAAAAAAGGAGCAGGUCAAUUUAUCACAUCCUAGAGCUUUGAUUAGCAAUAAUUCAGAACUGAAUCCAGAUACAUUUACUGCAUUCAACAUAAGCUCGGUGGAGCAGCUAACAGAGGACACCUACCAGUACAAAUUUGAAUUACCGGGAAAUAGCAGCCUGCGAUUGAGUUUAGGACAACAUAUCGUGUUAAGAGGAGUGGUGAAUGGUUUGGAGGUCCAGCGAGCCUACACUCCGAUUAGCCCAGGGAAUGCAGAAGGUUACUUUGAAGUUUUAAUUAAAUGCUAUGAAGCUGGGCUAAUGUCACGAUACAUAAAAACGUGGAAAAAAGGAGACACAGUCUUUUGGCGUGGGCCAUUCGGAGGGUUCCCAUAUCAACCUAAUAAGCACGGAGAACUCCUCAUGCUGGCAUCUGGUACCGGCCUCGCACCGAUGCUUCCCAUCCUCCAGUCCAUAACAGAUGAUGAAGAGGAUGAAACCUUUGUAACUCUUGUUGGCUGCUUCCGUACCUUUGACAAAAUUUAUUUGAAAUCUCUUCUCCAGGAUCUGGCUCGAUAUUGGAACAUCAGAAUAUUUUAUGUCCUAAGCCAGGAAACUUCACUAGAAAAACUUCCUUGGAGCUAUCAGGAAAACACAUACAUUGGUCGUCUAAAUGAAGAUUUGACGAAGACUAUAAUAAAUUCCUGUCGAAGAAAGCCAUUUGUAUUAAUCUGUGGCUCUUCUACAUUCAAUGAAGAUAUGAGUAGAUAUUUGAAAGCUGCAGGAAUCAAAGAAAAUUCCUGUUUUGUCUUUUAGCAGGAUAUUCCUGACCUAAGGAACCUUAAGCUGAGCCUUGGUCAUCCUUGUUUUUCUGCAAACAUUGCUCAAAAUCAGUCAUCUCGAUAGACCGAGUUCCUUGUGCAUAUACUUUCAUAGGCCUUUGGAUCAAAUAUUUGUCUCCAGUAUGAUUCUCACUCUUGAGUGUGUUUAAAGGAUUAGGUGCCAUUCUGGAGUGGUUGCUACAAUCACCCACACCUCAGGGAACAGCAUGUUGAUGUUAAUGGGAGUCUUUACGUGCAAUUUCAAGAGGCAGAUCUCCUAAGGGUACUGAAAAGCAUCCAAGCACACAGGUCUGCUGUGACACAAAGACGAGUGACUUGCUUUGCAGUCCGUUAGUCUGCAGUGGUAUUGUGUCCUGUGAGAUAUCCGGAGGAGGGAUUUAAUCCUCAGGAAGAAGACCGCCUGGCCAAGGGAACAGCGGAGUGCUGGCCUGGCAUUCUGGAGUCUGUGUGGUUCAUUUCAGUUGUGUCAUUAUGUGACUGGGUGGUGCCAAAUGAGUCACUUCAGCCUCUCCAUGCCCCAGUUGCCCUGUCAGACACUAAUCCAGAGGAAAUGGUACCGAUCUCUGGAAAGAACCUUUCCAGCCAUGUAGGGAAAAGGCUGUACAUGAGGGUGGAAUUCUGUGAGGACUUAGGUUGCCCUUCUGCCCGCCCUGAUCCUCAACUGUUGAAAUGUUGCCAGGGGAGAGAAAGAACAUGUCCUAAAAUUCUGUGUGGGAAAGCAUCUGGGUUGUAGCUGCUGUCAGGGCAAAUGAUUGUUUGCUUUCCAUGUCCCCUAAGAGUUGUAUAAUAGCCCUAGUUCAUUAAAUUGAACUUCUUUUCAAAGAAA
Molecule: messenger RNA, 2178 nt
Organism: Columba livia (rock pigeon)
Lineage: Eukaryota; Metazoa; Chordata; Aves; Columbiformes; Columbidae
Gene: CYB5R5
Product: NADH-cytochrome b5 reductase-like
Exons: 7
Coding region: 304-1326 (340 amino acids)
Molecular function (GO): cytochrome-b5 reductase activity, acting on NAD(P)H
Source: RefSeq, a predicted model, not a curated record